Messenger RNA from Acipenser ruthenus (sterlet), 2208 nucleotides. Its product is annotated as glycerate kinase-like. Gene Ontology annotation, molecular function: glycerate kinase activity. Gene Ontology annotation, biological process: protein phosphorylation. Bases 245 to 1852 code for a protein of 535 amino acids. NCBI's taxonomy places the organism in Eukaryota, Metazoa, Chordata, Actinopteri, Acipenseriformes, Acipenseridae. Gene Ontology annotation, cellular component: cytoplasm. The transcript has 5 exons. The record is from RefSeq and is a predicted model, not a curated record.
AGAUUAUGAUUGGGUUUACUGUCUGUCGCUGACCAGUAUUUUUUUUCUUCUUUAAAAUACAAAAACGGUGCUUAAUGUUUUGAGGGAAAUGUCUGCAUGGUUCUCUCUCAGCAACAGAAAAGUAAUCAUGUGAAGUGCGCUCAGAGGCCAGCCUGGCGGGUUGCAAACAUCAGAAAACAGUGUGUCAAUAAAAAACCUGGCCUGCCAGGAGUUGGUGUGUGCUGGUACUGUGUGACCCCUCCCCAUGGCCAGUGGUCUGUGUGGAGCGGCUGGCAGCUUGUUGCUCAGCAGCGCCCCCUGGGGGCUGGGCGGGAGAAGCAGGAGGAUGAUGACGUUGUGGACACAGGGCCGCGAGGUGUUCGGCGCGGCGGUCAGCGCGGUGCUCCCCGAGAACAUGAUGCGUGGGAGCCUGGCUCUGCGGGGAGAGUGCCUCCUGGUGGACGUUAGGAGCUUCGCGCCCACGGGGAACGUGCACCUGGUGGGCUUCGGCAAGGCUGUGCUGGGCAUGGCGGCCGCGGCAGAGAGGAUUCUGGGAGAUCACCUGGUCAGGGGUGUGGUCAGUGUGCCCCACGGGAUUCAGGAGGCUCUGAGGCAGGCAGGCAAGGGGGAGAUGCUGCUUGGCCCUGACAGCCGGAUCACAGUGCUGGAGGGAGCGCGGCACAACCUCCCAGACAGAGACGCCAUGGAGGCUGCCAGCGCCAUCAGAGAGCUCGCCAGCGGGCUGACAGAGCAAGACCUGCUCCUGGUGCUCAUCUCCGGGGGGGGCUCUGCCCUCCUACCCGCCCCCACCCCCCCGAUCACCCUGGAAGAGAAGCAGAGUCUGACCCGGCAGCUGGCCGCCCGGGGAGCCACCAUCCAGGAGCUGAACACCCUGCGCAAGGCGCUGUCUCAGCUCAAGGGAGGGGGGCUGGCCCGCUGCGCUCACCCUGCACAGGUGGUGAGCCUGAUCCUCUCCGAUGUGAUCGCUGACCCCCCGGAGCUCAUCGCCAGCGGCCCCACGGUUCCCAGCCCAGCCGAUCCGGGGGAGUGCUGGGCAAUCCUGGAGAGAUACGGGCUCCGCUCCUCGCUGCCCCAGUCCGUGCGGGACGUCCUGUCGGGGUUGGGGGGCGCGGGGACGGGGCAGGGGCAGGCAGGCUCCAGGCUCGUGCACAACGCCAUCAUUGGCUCCAACGCGCUGGCCCUGGAGGCAGCCUCGGCCCGGGCGCGGGAGCUGGGCUUUCUGCCCGUGGUUCUGUCCCCAGCCGUCUGCGGGGAGGUCCAGGCCGUCUCCCGACUUUACGGACUGCUGGUCCGGUUUGCGAGCCAGGCUCGGUCCGAGGAGGGUGCGGAGGGGAGCCUGCGGGAGGCUAUACUGGGGAUGGGCCCGGAAGUGGGGGUCCCGGACCGGGAUCUCCUGCACACCCUGAAGGUUUUGGAGGAGUGCAGGGGGGGAGCGCUGUGCCUGCUGUCCGGCGGGGAGCCCACAGUGCAGCUGAGAGGGAAGGGGAAGGGGGGCCGCAAUCAGGAGCUGGCCCUGCGCGUGGCCGUGGAACUCGCACAGGGGGGGUCCUCCCUGCCUGCCCCCCUGGGGGUGGCAUUCCUCAGCGGGGGGACGGACGGACAAGACGGCCCCACGGACGCGGCCGGAGCGAUCGCUGACCCCCUGCUGGUGUCGGAGGCAAGGGAGCAAGGUCUGGACCCCGCGGAGUUCCUGGACAACAACGAUUCCUACACCUUCUUCACACGCCUCUCCAGGGGGGACCGGCUGAUCCGGACCAGGCUCACCGGAACCAACGUCAUGGAUGUGCACCUGGUUCUGAUCCAGGGAGAGGAGGCAGGUUCGGGAGCCCAUGCUGCUGCAGGGAGCUCAUAGGGGACCUGGGGUUACCACUGUAUUCACUGUGCAGUGGGGACUUGGUCUGCUUAUUGGAAAAAGAGGCCUUGGAGCACCCAGCUGGUACAGUGUGGAUCACCUGCAGUCCAUUCACAGGGCUGGAGAUGACUCCUCUUGCAGAGCAGUUUCACACAUUCCAGGUUUUACUACGAGCUUGAUCAGCCACAGUGUGUAGGUAACAAGCUCAGGUGUGUCUUCCUAAACUCAUAGUGGAACCAGGAAUGGAUCAAACUGCUAUGCAACGGGAGUCUUAUUUCCAUCCGCGCUCUCAAGUAAUGUACCAUGUUCAAAUUGAGUUCUUUAAAGACAUUAAAAAAAAAUACUGUUUAUGUAAA